Molecule: messenger RNA, 2768 nt
Organism: Oncorhynchus masou masou (cherry salmon)
Lineage: Eukaryota; Metazoa; Chordata; Actinopteri; Salmoniformes; Salmonidae
Exons: 18
Coding region: 331-2145 (604 amino acids)
Biological process (GO): regulation of apoptotic process
Source: RefSeq, a predicted model, not a curated record
UCUGUUGUCAUUGACAGUAAAAGCAGAAGUUCACCAGUCCAACAUAGACUCCGAGAACAACAAGGUUAACUUCUGUUAUUAGCAAGUAAAGCAGGGUUGAAAUUAGGUUUGAGGUUCCUCAGUCAUAAAUAGACUCUGAGAACAACAAGGUUAAAUUCUGUUACCAGGAAGUGUCAGAUUUAAAAAAUGCUUUUCGGCGAAAGAUUGUGUGUCAAGUUUGGACUCUAAAUUUGAGGACAUGUUUCUGCAUGGUGAAGAUCCCAUUCUCGAUUGUCCAUCCGAUUCUGAUUGGGAGCCCCCACUGCCAAGGAGCUGGUAGCUGCUUCUGAGAUGGAACAGAUGCCAUCAGACAGCGCCAAACUCCCCAGCACCUCUUCUGGAAUGUUGACCCGGUCUGGAGAGAAGCAUCACCAUCUUGAGAGGCAGAGCGAGGUGACUAGGGCACUGGUCAUCAAGAGUUCUCCAGUUGAAUUUACACCUGAAAUUCAUGAUCAGGACAACAGGGGAGAAUACCGUUUCCAGUGCCCCAGUGCAGGUCUGUUCCAGUGCAGUAUAACAGGCCUGGUGUUCAGGAUGGAGGGAGAGGCAGAGGUGCUCUAUAGGACAGUCCCCUGGGACAGGAUGCUUCUAUCCCAGAGAGGCAAGAGACCUGCAGGUCCCCUGUUCAAGUUUACAUGCCUUAAGGGGUCUGUCAGUCAACUACACUUCCCACACUGUGAGAUUCAUUCUGAGGGUGGAUGUGACUUCCUGUCUGUAGCCCAUGUGACUGAUGAUGACAGUAUGGAGUUUCUCCAUCACCAUGAGACAAGAGAAACUCAUGUCAUAUUAAACAUCACUCAAUUCAGCAAAUAUGGCAUCACCAAGGAUAAGGAAGCUCCUGUCUCUCCUAUCCGUGCUCUGGUGCUACUAUUUUACAAAAUCCCCGAUGAUAACAAUAAUUCCAUCCUAAGUGUCUUGUUGCUGCCCAGAAAUGUUGACAUUGAUGAGGUGUGUAAGACAAGGAGGACAAGGAAUGGAGACCGAGAAAUCUACAUUGAAAUAAAUCCUAACUGUAGACUAACCCGGGACCAAGAAUACACCCUCUCCACCGAUCUAACAGAUGAACAUCACAUAGAUCCAAAGAAAGCAGAGUUUGUGGAUUAUGAUUCCUAUACAAACUACAUGCCAACAUUUCAGUUGCGUUUAAAAACUGUUGUUGAAGAAGUGAAUCUUCUUCUGAAAGAACAUGGCGGUCCUGAAAAUGAAAGUAUAUGGGACCGCCUUGUUUCACUACCAGUUACACCUCCAGAUGGUGCUAAAGCAGCAUCCAAACUGCAUGAACCUGCUGCUCCCCUUAUGGACAUUUCAACCCACCCCCCUCAAAAAGCGUCCACUCUGCCCCCCACCUCAAAGAAGCUGGUAGCCUCUACUGAGAGGGAACAGAAGCCAGCAGGGGCAAAGAGGGCCAAACUCCCCAGCACCUCUUCUGGAAUGUUGACCCGGUCUGGAGAGAAGCGUCGCAAUAUGGAAAUGAAGGGGUCUAAGGUAGUGAACAGGAGAUCAUCCAUGUUUGCGGUUCGAGACCUGCUGCUGACCAGUCUGCAGGAGCUCACUGAAGAACAGCUGAAGAUAUUUCAGUCUCACCAGACUAGUGGCAGGAUAUGUGGCUUUCCUCCCAUCCCAGAGAGUCAGCUUGAGAACACUGACAGACAGGUCACAGUGGAUCAGAUGGUGAAGAGAUACGACCCUGAGGGAGCUGUGGAGAUCACACUGAGGAUCCUGAGGGAGAUGAAUCAGCAUGAUCUCGCUAAGAAGUUACAAAGAGAUCACAGAGAUGUCCCCUCUACAGUUUCAGCGGUUUCCUCUGCAGCCCCUACUGCCAACCCCUCUACCCCCCCUGGCAGAGCCUUCGUCAGAAGACACAGGAUGGCUCUAGAGACUCGCCUGGGACUCUUACAGCCCAUAUUACUGCGUCUCCAGGAUCGUGGGGUUCUGAAUGACGAGGAGAGGGAGGAGGUGGUCAGUAAAUCCAGCAAGACCCUAGAGAAACAAGCCCUGCUGGACAUGGUGUUGAAGAAGGGGGCUCGCGCCCAGAAACACUUCUACCAGGUCCUGAAGGAAGUAGAUCCCUGCCUGGUCGAAGACCUGGAAGAGCAGACAGUCUGAGGGAUACAACAUUAUCAAGAUAUAUAUCACCACAAUACUAAUACAUGCUCUGAAAGAGACAGACAGACUGAGAGGUCACCAUGGAUACAACAGCAUCAGGAUAUAUAUCACAAUACUAAUACAUGCUCUGAAAGAGACAGAGGUAACCAUGGAUACAACCUCAGAAGAUAUCAAAACAUUUAUCAGAGACAGAGAGCAGCACUUUGAGGAGCUACUGUCUACCAGACAACCUACCUGUGUUACACUGGUACACUGGCUACAGACUACAAGAUCAGGGUUACUGUCUACCAGACAACCUACCUGUGUUACACUGGUACACUGGCUACAGACUACAAGAUCAGGGUUACUGUCUACCAGACAACCUACCUGUGUUACUCUGGUACGCUGGCUAUAGACAACAAGAUGAUUGAAUUUCUAUCUGGAACAUGGUGAAUGUUGAAUCAUCUUGGACAGGUCUCAGGAAACAACAUGUGAGACUUAACAUCUACUGACUUGUACUGGACAGCUGUACUGGCUGAACACCAGAUCUAGAUACAGUGGGGAGAACAAGGAUUUGAUACACUGCCGAUUUUGCAGGUUUUCCUACUUACAAAGCAUGUAGAGGUCUGUAAUUGUUAUCAUAG